Molecule: messenger RNA, 3364 nt
Organism: Oncorhynchus tshawytscha (Chinook salmon)
Lineage: Eukaryota; Metazoa; Chordata; Actinopteri; Salmoniformes; Salmonidae
Gene: sh2b3
Product: SH2B adaptor protein 3
Exons: 8
Coding region: 259-2205 (648 amino acids)
Biological process (GO): intracellular signal transduction
Cellular component (GO): plasma membrane
Molecular function (GO): transmembrane receptor protein tyrosine kinase adaptor activity
Source: RefSeq, a predicted model, not a curated record
UCUCGCCAAUGUUGCUGGCUUCACACCAGUCAGUUUCGUUCCUGAAAACACAUUCAACAUGCGAGAGAAAGCAACGGGCUGCAGGUACAUUCUAAGUAUUUAUGUAGUAUUAUUAUGUACCGAAGUUUGUUUUAGUUAUUAUAAAUGUUUCACAACGCAUAUGGGUUAUGCUACGUCCACGUUUUUGGUAUGUCGUCGUGCUAUGGGUGCACAUCCAAGAUAACAGAGAACUGAUUCUCAGCUGUUCUGGUUACUGCAAUGAAUGGUAACACUAUCCAUCAGGCUACGACCACAGCUUUGGUUGCAGUGCCUCGUGGCUGGAGGGAGUUCUGCGAGUUGCAUGCCAUUGCCACGGCCCGAGAACUAGCCAACCACUACCGGAACUUUGCCAGGGAGUGGCCAGUGCACAAUGUCGUCCCCCCGGACAGCUUCUCCAAGCAGUUCAGUGAGCUGUUCCAGCAGCACUUCCACAGUGAGGUGGCCAAAGAAGUCCCUGCAUCGACCCCUACCCCCAUGAUGGGCCGGCUCCGCAUCACCACCUCCUCCGAGGCGCUGGACUACAGGGAGGCGGGCCGGUCUGGCGUUCUGGCCCCAAAGACGGAGCCCGUGCCGGUGAGCCGGGAGCAGGGGAACCCCAUCCGGUGCUCGGCAGCCAACCCGGUGCUACGAGCUCGAGCUCCCAUCCAGAGCCGCAGCCAGGAGGAGGUGACUGUGUCGGAGGGGCGGCCUGCGUCUGAACGGUACAUCCCCACCUCAACUUCCUUCACUGCUGCUGAAGUUACACACUUCUCCGUCAGCCAGAUCAGGAAAAGCGUGUGCCGGCUCUUUAAGAAGCCCCCGCCGCCCCUUCAGGACCUGCAGCCCAGCAGGCUGGUGGACAGGGGAAUGGGUGGGGCGCUGGAGGAAGUGACGGCCUUAUCGUCGUCAGCGCUGACUGGGAACCCCUCCCACGAGACCACGCCCUCUGCCUCCCCCACGUCGACCCACUUCCUAGAACGGCUGAAUAGCAGGUUUGUCCGUAGGCAGAGUGGGAAGCGCAGGCCGCAGGCUGCAAGCAGCUGCAAGGAGGGCCAGCUGAAGUACCUGGUGGUUGACGACACUAUCUCGGACACACAGCAUCGUUGGCAGCGCUGCCGCCUGCUUGUGAGGAAGAUCAGAGAGGGCCUGGCAGGAGAGAGGUUCCAGCUGGAGCUCUACGACCCCCCCAAGGGCUCCAGUCCUAAACUGACAGCACGUUGCUCAGACAUCCUGGAGAUCCGCCGCUGCAACUGUCUGGAGAUGCCGGACAACACAAACACGUUUGUUCUAAAGGUUAAUCACUAUCCAGGUAGUCUCAUAUUUGAGACCGACAAUGACCAACAGGUCAGCUCCUGGACAACAGAAAUUAAAGAAUGGAUAAACAACAGGUCUGGGAGCGGGGAUUUGGAACGCCUAACCUACCCUGCGGAUAAUGCUGCGACGGCCAACCGGAGAGGGAGCUCCGAGUCAGGGAGUCAGGGCUCUGCGACCUUUGCCCUCUCGGAGCAGGUGUACCAUAAGACUGACCACUUCCUGUGUUUGUACCCAUGGUUCCAUGGCCCCAUCUCGCGGGUCAAGGCGGCCCACCUGGUCCAGAACUCGGGCCUGGAGGGCCACGGAGUCUUCCUGGUGAGGCAGAGUGAGACCCGCCGCGGAGACUAUGUCCUCACCUUCAACUACCAGGGCAAGGCCAAGCACCUGCGUCUGUCUCUAACAGAGUGUGGUCAGUGUAGGGUGCAGCAUCUGCGCUUCCCCUCCGUCAUGGACAUGCUCAGUCACUUCCGCCUCUACCCCAUACCCCUGGAGUGUGUCGCCGCCUGCGAUGUCACCCUCACCAGCUUUGUGGUGGCCAAUUCUACCGCACAAGGUCAGAGUUCAUCCGCUGUCCUGGUUCCUUUCUCCCUGCACCGCUGGAGCUCCGAACCCAGCCUAGCCCACUGCAGCCCCAGCCUGCUCCCCUCUCCAGACCCCCUUCCCCAGCCCAGGCUCCCUCUCCUACGCCCUGCGCCCUUCCCAGACCUUUCCACCUCGGGUCCCCUGCGUCGAAGCGAGUCUGUGGACCGCAGACCUAUUCUGCGUCACACCAACCCCCACCCACCCCUCCUCACUCAACGGGACUCCGACUACGAACUGGAGCCAGACAGAGGCCGCAAGCGGGCCAUCGACAACCAGUACAUGUUCCUCUAACUGAAGCCAGACUGGGGCCACAAGCGGUCCAUCAACAACCAGUACAUGUUCCUCUAAUUGGUGGACUCCCGGUCACAGCCGACCCAGUGGUGGCUCUGAGACUCCAAAUGAGCGAAGGACAGACUCAUGAGUGAACGUGAAUGCCACAGUGGAGGUCUGUCUCGUGGGCUGGGUGUCAGAGGUCCUACCCGAGUGUCCAUUGUGAAUGUAUUUUUUAGGAAAGUGUCUAAUCUUGUUAUGAUUGUCAUUUUCUGAAGCGGCUGUCGUGGUCCUUCUAAGGGACGUUGCUACAUGGAAGGUCUUCUCUCAGUCCCUCCCUUCUAUAGGGGUCUGUUCACUCCCUCCACACAUACACUCCAUUUAAGUGAAUUCUAAUGUUAUUUGAUACCCUGUGUAUUAGUGUAUCUCAAAUGCACACAUUGUGUAUUUUAGUACGCAGACUAUUUUUGUAGGAAUAUGAAAGUGUUCAAAAAUAAAUAAUUAAAAAAAACUGAACUGUGAUGAGCUUAGGGCUGUUACAGUGACGAGUCAUGACCACAGUCAAAUUCCAUGUGACUAACCUUCUCAAACUGCGCUCUGAUGGUUAGUAGCCUACCAAACAUGCCAGUCGCUCAGCACUAUUGUCCCUCUAAUCACUCUGACAUCAAUGCAAAUCAAACACUUCAUGAGAGCUCAUGUUGCACAACAUUUUUAUAGGCUAUGCAAUUGCGUGAGAAAAGCGUUUUGAUGGCCUCUAAUAAAAAGAGGCACAGCUUUCUAUAAUCUAGGCCUACUAAAUUAUUUCUCAACUUUCCUAAUAUUAAGCACAUUGCUUUUCUUUACAACAUGAGUAUAGCCUAACUGGCUGUAAUGAAAAUGAACCACGGGAAAAGCAACCUCCAUUCGCUAUUUUAAGUGCGUAGAUUACAUUUACCCCCCCCUUCCGACAGGUGCAAGAUAAUGGUUCAUUAAGUAAAGACAAGAUUAGUCUGAUGGGUGACAGUAUUUGGUUAUCACCCAUGAAUGAUGCCCAGGGUGUGCAAUAAGGUAAGAAACGGAGCAGGUUUUGUUUUUUUGCAACUUUUUCUAAUCAUAGUCGCCCAUUAUUACGGUGUAGAGACCAACUGACAUACAGUACCGUUCUAAAGUUUGGGGUCACUUAGACAUGUCCUCGUUUUUG